AUGGUGUCCAAAUCCACAUCAACCCCAUCCAAGUCCAAAUCCGCUUCUGGAUCGGCAAAGAAGAAGACGCCAUCGCUCGUGGCAAGCAGCCUCAAGAAGACGCAGCGCAAACCCAAAGCCUCCAAGUUCAAAGACGCCACGGCACGCGAGCACCUCGAUCGCCACACCAACCAGCUCCUCGCCACACCGAGCGACAACAAGACCGACGAUGCAUUUUCCUACCACACUGGCUCCAAGGCCGACCAGCGCAGAACAAAGGCCCAGGUAGACCAGGCUGCCCUGGCGCUAGAUAUGCUCAUGAAGUCAUAG
Moesziomyces antarcticus is the source of this 309-nucleotide messenger RNA. RefSeq lists its product as uncharacterized. Lineage: Eukaryota; Fungi; Basidiomycota; Ustilaginomycetes; Ustilaginales; Ustilaginaceae. The record is from RefSeq and is a predicted model, not a curated record. The transcript has a single exon. Bases 1 to 309 code for a protein of 102 amino acids.